UUUAGAGUUCAUUGGUAUAUCUGUGAUAGUCCGUACGACAGGAACCGGAAAUGCACUAUGGAGGGGAUUUGAAAGGGACACCGCUUCCUCGUAACAAUAAUAACAGAUAGAAUAAAACGGGACCCAGGAACUUUAUUGGAACCUUAUCCUGGGCAUGUCGGGUACGCGAAGAUGUUCAAUAUUGAUGAAAUGAACACAAGAAACUACACACGCUAGGAACUGCUGUUUCUCACACGGCUGAUGGUUCGUGAUCGGACACAACGUCAGAAACUUCAAGGGAGUAUUCCACCUGUUGCUGCCAGGAUGCAAGGCUCCGCCUCCGUCCUUUCUCCUGCUCUUUGUACAUCAGUGCCCCACCACGUCCCUCGUUCCUCCACCUCAUGUUGUCCUGAACUUGACCCGUCUGCAGCGGCCAGGCCUCCGUCCCGCAAACAAACUCGACGAAAAAGAAAUGCAAAGGUGUCUUUCCGUGAGUCUGUGGUCGUCAAGGUGAUACCAGAGCCACAAAUGCCACCGAACGGUGACGCUCUACCUCAACAAUCAACCACCAACCAGAGGAAACCGAGAGGUUGUUUGCAGAAUCCAAGCAGGGGAGCCCCAAAGCAGAGGGCGGAGCUACCGGCCGUCUUGCCCUAUGAGCAUCCAGGCGGUCUGGAGGACGUGGAGCUAAACAGCACCUUGGCUGUCAAGGCAGAGCUUGUGGCCCUGCAGGGGGCGGAGUUUAACUCCCAGAAAGCAGUGAAGGAGACGUUUGAGAAGUUGGAGCACACGAAAAAGCAGAUAAACAGCCGAGCGACGCGAGGGAUCAACGUCGCUCGCUCGCGGACGCUCUUCAGCUCGCUGGUCAGCGUCGACGUGCCCGAGAGCGAGCUGAUGAGCCGAGUCUUCAAGGACAGGCUGCUUUUGGGCCCGCCCCCUCGUAGCCGUGAAGGCACAUCAACAGGAAGCCCCUCCCAUCUCGUCUUCUUGCCCUCAGACUUGUUUCGGCAGAAGCCCCUCCCACCGGAGGAGGAGCCGUUCGGUAGCGAGUCUUGCCCGGCGCCUCGGGCCGCCUCCUCGACCUUUGACCUCUACAGACGACAGAGACGUUGGGAAGCCAGCCCGUGACACACAAAUGAUCCACAACUUGCUGGUCAAAUUGUCGUUUGUCACAUUUUUUUUUGUCAAUAAAGACUUUUUGUACGCGUUUUCAUGUCUAAUCUGU
This is a messenger RNA of Dunckerocampus dactyliophorus (ringed pipefish), 1204 nucleotides long. RefSeq names its product protein phosphatase 1, regulatory subunit 35 (gene ppp1r35). Bases 241 to 1107 code for a protein of 288 amino acids. The record is from RefSeq and is a predicted model, not a curated record. Lineage: Eukaryota; Metazoa; Chordata; Actinopteri; Syngnathiformes; Syngnathidae. Gene Ontology annotation, biological process: negative regulation of phosphatase activity. Gene Ontology annotation, molecular function: phosphatase binding. The transcript is spliced from 6 exons.